Molecule: messenger RNA, 1734 nt
Organism: Megalops cyprinoides (Indo-Pacific tarpon)
Lineage: Eukaryota; Metazoa; Chordata; Actinopteri; Elopiformes; Megalopidae
Product: zinc finger and BTB domain-containing protein 25-like
Exons: 3
Coding region: 146-1465 (439 amino acids)
Biological process (GO): regulation of transcription by RNA polymerase II
Cellular component (GO): nucleus
Molecular function (GO): RNA polymerase II cis-regulatory region sequence-specific DNA binding; protein binding; DNA-binding transcription factor activity, RNA polymerase II-specific
Source: RefSeq, a predicted model, not a curated record
CGAGAACUUCCCUGCAGCAACAAAUACAAUCUAAACCCAUUCACGUACCUAGCUACAUUAGCGGUGGCGUUCCGAUUAACCCAGGUUCAACGCCUCAGAGGAGCCGCGAGACUCCGUUGUGGUCGAGGUCGGGAGGACGGUUGCCAUGGAGGUGUCCAGCCACAGCUUGUUCCUCCUGCAACAGCUCAAUGUGCAGAGAGAGUUCGGCUUCCUGUGCGACUGCACCGUCGCCAUUGGCAAUGUCUACUUCAAAGCCCACCGUGCUGUUCUGGCUGCCUUCUCCAACUACUUCAAAAUGAUCUUCAUCCAUCAGUCUAGUGAGUGCAUUAAGAUCCAGCCCACGGACAUACAGCCGGAUGUGUUCAGCUACCUGCUCCAUAUCAUGUACACGGGUACCGGUCCGAAGCAGCAGGUGGAGCCAAACCGCCUGCAAGAGGGUAUCAAGUUUCUCCACGCCUACCAGCUGUGCCACAGCGAUGGCGACCAGGACGCCCCCCACGACAGCGUCAAAAUGUCCAACCUCUACGGCAUCCAGAUCUCGUCCCAGUCGGCCGCCAAAGACGGCCUCGGCCUGAAGGGGGCCCAGGGGCGGGGUCUGGGUGGGGACCGUCCUGGGGGCCGGACUGAGCGCGCCCGAGCCCAGCCUCCCUUGGCGGGGGCGCCGGAGGGGAGGCCGCCUGUCGGACAGGCGCCGGAGCUCCACGGGGUGUCCUCGGUGGCCUGUGGCGAGGACCCCGUUGCCGCAGUGGCGGCGGGGAUCAAGCAGGAGCCGGUGGAGGCGGAGGUGUCGGCGGAGCCUCGCUCCCCGGCCCAGACCACCCCCAGCCCGUGCCUCUUCAAAGACAGCCCCCGGGCGCUGCGGUGCCAGCACUGCGGGGAGCAGUGCGGGACCCGCCAGGGCCUGCGUGAGCACCUCUUUGCCCACGCCACCAGCUCCCCGCCCUUCGGGGCCCCCGCCGCCGCCCCUCCGGACAAUGUCGGCAGCCCGGGGGAGGCUCUGAAGGGGCCGGCCGGGGAGGAGCUGGAGGAGCUGGAGGGCUCCGGGGAGCGUCUCCUUGGAGGACGGAGCCCCAGCUCGCGGGAGUCGGAGCCAGGCGGCCUGGAGGAGGCGCUGCGGCAGAGCCGGGCGCUGGCCGAGGAGCUGGCGGCCGAGCUGAGGGGCGGCGGCGGCAGCAGCCCCCGCUCGCGCAAGCGCAGGAUCGUCUGCGCCGUCUGCGGCCUGCGCUUCGGCCAGAAGGUGCAGCUGCAGGAGCACAUGUACAGCCACACGGGCAAGAGCUCCCGCUACCACCGCUACAGCCGCCUCUGCAGCCAGCUCAUCCAGGCCUCCCAGCACUUCUGCGACAGCCAGGCUGAGCUCGCAGCCGAGGAGGCCGCCAGAGACGCCCAGGACAACGGCAGCUCCUGCUACUCCCUAGACUCUGAGAUCUCCCAGGAGAGCAUCGACACAUUCGUUGUGGAGUGAAAAUCAAAUGGAAAAAAAACAAAAAAAACAAGUCAGCUUUCUUCCCAGGAUCUUUCUUGGGUAGUUCCUGCUCAUGUUUUUCUCACUAGCUUUAAUGAAUCUUUGUCUUCAUUACUUUAACCCUCACUUCCUGUCAUGUGACGCUAUCCAUGUCCACACAUGUCUGUUGCUCUUGGCACUGUUGACAGUUGACAGUUUUGAUAUCUGCGUUCUUUUUCCACAGUAAAGACAGUCUCAACAGAGCUGAGACUGUCUUUAAAUUCCUUGAA